AAAAGAAAAAAAAGUUGGGUUGAAAAAAAAAAAAAUCUUUCUAGUCUUCGGAUAUUCAGAUAUCAUCAAGCUUCAUUGGUGCCCCUUUCGCUCUCUCUCUCUCCUGCCCCAGUCAACACGGGCGGCGACGACGCCACUCUCUCCCUCCUCAUCCUAUGUUCGCACUGCAAUUUGUAUCUCCUUCCAAGAAAAACCCUAGGACCUGCAAUCCCAAUUCCAAUAAAAAAAAAAAAACCCUUAAUACCAGCACAGACGCGCGCACACCCUCUCCCCCUCUCUCGCGCGCGCACACACAUUCAACGCUUCCGUGUGAGAUCAUUUUAGUAUCUUUUGCGAAUGGCGUCUGAAAUCGAGGUCGUCGAGGAAGUCGAAUCCAGGAAUUCCUCAGGGGCGGGUGCCGGCGGAGGCGAGGGAGGAAAUGGUUCCGGGGAGGUGAACGGGGUCGUGGGGACCGACGGGAGUCUUCGGAAUGACGUGUAUACGGCUGCGGCGUACGGCGAUUUGGAGAAGCUGCAGAGAUUGGUGGAGUGCGAGGGCUGCUCUGUUUCGGAGCCGGAUGGGCUCGGGUACUAUGCGCUGCAGUGGGCAGCCUUGAACAAUCGGAGUGCGGCGGCUCAGUAUAUCAUUGAGCAUGGAGGAGAUAUAAAUGCAGCAGAUCAUACUGGGCAGACAGCUUUACAUUGGAGCGCAGUGCGAGGUGCAAUCCAGGUUGCAGAGCUUUUGCUCCAAGAGGGUGCCAGAAUAAAUACAGCUGAUAUGUAUGGGUAUCAGACAACACAUGUUGCUGCUCAAUAUGGUCAAACAUCUUUCCUUUACCACAUUGUUACAAAGUGGAAUGCUGAUCCUGAUGUUCCUGAUAAUGAUGGAAGAACUCCUUUACACUGGGCUGCAUAUAAAGGAUUUGCUGAUUGUAUACGCCUUCUUUUAUUUCUGGAUGCAUACAGGGGACGCCAGGAUAAGGAGGGUUGUACUCCUCUCCAUUGGGCUGCCAUUAGGGGGAACUUAGAAGCAUGCACGGUAUUAGUACAGGCUGGGAAGAAAGAGGACUUGAUGGUGACGGAUAACACUGGCCUUACACCAGCACAGCUUGCUUCGGAUAAGAACCAUAGACAAGUUGCUUUUUUUCUUGGAAAUGCUAGAAGGUUGCUUGACAAACGUUGUGAUGGGAAUAGCCGCCUUGGACGACUUUCAAAACUAGGACUUGCACCUGCACUUUGGUGUAUAAUCCUCCUGCUCCUUGUGACCUAUAUUCAUGCAGUCAUUAUGGCACCUAAUCUGCCAAAGCUAACAGCUGGCUCUGGGUUUCUUGCAUGGUUGGGUGUUAUCCUAGCGACUUCUGGACUAUUUCUUUUUUAUAGGUGUAGCAGCAAGGAUCCUGGUUACAUCAGGAUGAACAUCCAUGAUCUUCAAACCAUGAAGGAUGAUGAGCCUUUAUUGAAGAUUGAGAUAAAUAAUCCUGCAUUGCUAGCUGGGAAUUGGUCUCAGCUCUGUGCGACGUGCAAGAUUGUUAGGCCUCUUCGUGCGAAGCAUUGUUCCACCUGUGAUCGUUGUGUUGAGCAAUUUGACCAUCAUUGCCCUUGGGUGUCUAAUUGCAUUGGCAAGAAAAAUAAAUGGGAUUUCUUCUUUUUCCUUGUGCUAGAAGUGUUUGCAAUGAUGAUUACUGGUGUGGUUGCUCUGACAAGAGUUUUGACCGAUCCAGUGGCUCCAUCUUCUUUUGGAGCAUGGAUGGACCAUGUUGGUACUCGUCACAUUGGUGCAAUAUCAUUUCUGGUGGUUGAUUUUUUCCUUUUCUUUGGGGUGGCUGUCCUAACAGCUGUUCAAGCUUCUCAGAUAUCUCGCAACAUUACGACAAACGAAUUGGCAAAUGCAGUGCGAUAUAGCUACCUGAGAGGUCCAGGUGGCCGGUUCAGGAACCCAUACGAUCAUGGGAUGAGGAAGAACUGUUCAGAUUUCUUAGUCAAUGGUUACAAUGAUGACGUGGAGUACAAUGAAGAAUCAGGUCAUUCUGAGGGUGAGGGGAUUGGUAUGAUGCAUAUGAAUAAGAAUUCAAACAUGCAAAAUGGGGUUAGCCAUUCACAUCAAAUUCAAGCCAAUGGUAAUGGCCAUGUUGCCCUCAAUGUAAGUCCUACACAUUCAAAUGCUCAUCAGGGUCAGGGUCAGGGUCAGGGUCAGGGUCAAUGUCAGGGUCAUGCUCAUGCUCAUUCUGCCCACUGUAGCAGCAGCCAUAGCGGCCAUGCCAGAACCAACAGCGCCCCCGUGGGAUUGGGUCUUGGCCUUGGUCGGAGCCCUGCUCGUUCGGUGGGUGCCUCGUGAUUUGAUGUUAUGCUGUAUUGUGAGAUUGGUGUGCUUUGUAGCACCAAAUUGUUCAUAUGCGUACUUUUGGCCUAGCACCUACAAUUCAAUUGAUUUUUGUUAUUUUCA
Malania oleifera is the source of this 2421-nucleotide messenger RNA. RefSeq names its product protein S-acyltransferase 24. The coding region runs from base 337 to 2313 and encodes 658 amino acids. Gene Ontology annotation, molecular function: protein binding; palmitoyltransferase activity. The record is from RefSeq and is a predicted model, not a curated record. Lineage: Eukaryota; Viridiplantae; Streptophyta; Magnoliopsida; Santalales; Ximeniaceae. The transcript has 13 exons. Gene Ontology annotation, biological process: protein palmitoylation. Gene Ontology annotation, cellular component: Golgi membrane.